This is a messenger RNA of Dermacentor andersoni, 2327 nucleotides long. Its product is annotated as cytochrome P450 4V2-like. Gene Ontology annotation, molecular function: heme binding; oxidoreductase activity, acting on paired donors, with incorporation or reduction of molecular oxygen; monooxygenase activity. The record is from RefSeq and is a predicted model, not a curated record. NCBI's taxonomy places the organism in Eukaryota, Metazoa, Arthropoda, Arachnida, Ixodida, Ixodidae.
AGUCCCGGGCCAAGCGUAAAGUUCCGUUCACCGCCGCCUGGAAGCACAACUGGACGCCAUACAUUGCCAGCGGAGCCGGGGAGCGCUAGCUGUUACUUAUUCACCAAGACAGGGUUGGCGUCCUUUCCUUUUCUCUCGCUCUCUCCCGUCUUCUUUACAUUAUGGCAGACAAGUCGAAAGACGGUAGAACAGAGGGGAUCGAAAAACGAAAAAACGGAAAGGUGAAGGGGUGGUCGGUGCCCGUCAGGCCCCGACGUUAUAAAGAGGCGGCCAGGCGUCCCGCAGCAGAGACGGAAUAUUUUUCUUCGAGCGGCGCCGGCAGGAGUGACAGCUCGCGCGCGCAGAGAUGGCCCAACAGCCGCUGCUCGCUUCGAUUGCGCUCCCCCAGCUGGCCGCUUGGCCGGCGCUCGCGUGGACGGUAGCCGCGCUCUUCGCCGUGUGGUUCGCGAAGAGCUACUACUUGCCCUGGUUCAAGACGUGGCUGGCGUUGAAACCAGUGCCCGGACCGUGGGAUUGGAUACCGUUCUGGUACCUAGCCUCCGUGUACUGGGCGAGGAGGAAGCAGCUGAACGAGGAUAAUUUCACGGCAGCCGUGUUCAGCGCCGUAGGCGACCUGUGCAAAGCGUACGAAGGGAAGACCUUGAAGGGAUACCUGUUCCUGACGCCCAUCGUGGGAAUUCACACGCCCGAAGCGGCACAGGCACUCCUCAUGGGCAAAGUGAAGUCGGACAAGCCUGUUCUCUACAGGUUCCUGAAACCAUGGCUCGGGCACAAAAGCCUUUUGAUGAUCGGGGGCGAUGCGUGGAAGACCAAGCGGAGGAUCUUCAUGCAGGCCUUCCACGCAAGCGCCAUGGACGGCUACUUAGGCUUCAUGCAGGAAAACGCCGAGUGCCUCGUGGCGAGGGUCGACCAGCUUCUGAAGGAAUCGCCGGGCGAGCCCGUCGUAUGUCUCCCAAACGUGCAGAAGUGCGCCCUGGACAUAAUCGGACGCUUUGCCUUGGGUGAAGAGCUCGGUGUUCAAAAGGAGAAGCAUGGAAACUAUGGCACCUACUUUCACAUGUUGACAGUGCUCAUAAGCUCACGGACAUUUCAACCCUGGAACUGGCUGGACACAGUCUACAACAUUACCCCCAGUGGCAGACUCUUCCAGAAAACACUGCGAAGAAUAGAAGCAAUCGUCAAAGGCGUAAUGAAGAACCGCAAGAACGUGCUCCAAAAGCUCCAUGAUGAGACACAGGAUCACGAAGAACAAGCUCUGCCGAACAGCGACGGUGACGGUUCUUUGUUCCUAGACAGUCUUCUGCUGGCCCACAUAAAGAACCCGUCGUACACACUGGAUGAAGCCAGAAAAGACGCAGACUUCAUGAUGUUCGCAGGCAGCGACUCCAGUUCGUGUGCCAUUAGCUGGAGCCUCUACCUUCUCGGUCUCCACCCGGAGAAGCAGCGGAAAGUGCAACAGGAAUUGGACGAUGUCCUAGGCCACGACACGGACAGGUUCUACACGAUGGAUGACCUAAAGCGCCUGGAAUACAUGGAGUGCUGUGUAAAGGAGACACUACGCCUGUGCCCGCCGUUCCCCUUCAUCGGAAAAGUUCUUGAUGAAGACCUAGUCAUUGGCUCAAAGCCUAGCCUUCCUUUUCUGCCUCUCUCAGAUGGCUACACCUUGCCGCAAGGUCUGUCGUGCUUCAUCAACAUAUUCAGCCUACACAGAAAUCCGAACCAGUUCGACAAACCAGAAGAGUACAUGCCGGAGAGAUUCAUGUCAGAAGAAAACAGCCGGCGACAUCCGUACAGCUACAUCCCUUUCUCCGCAGGCCCGAAGAACUGCAUAGGUCAGAAGUUUGUCAUGAUGGAAGUAAAGGUUGUGCUGGCGAAGAUCCUCACCAAGUUCACCAUCGAGUCUACGCGCCCCCUCGAUGAAGUUGAGAUGACCUUUGAGAUUGUCCUCAAGGCUAAGGGAGGACUUCCUGUGUGGUUCCGCAGAAGAGAGCAAUUAUAGCUGUACUUCCAUUAUAUUUGUACAUAAAUAAAAGCGUUGUGCACAACAAAUGUGUUCAUGUCUCGGAAGGCUGUUCCGAAGCGAUAGAUAGCCUUAUGCCCUACCUCAUCGCGUUAUUGGUAUGCUGUGGAGAAUGCCAAGGGCUGAUGUGUUUUUAUGUUUAUCCCUAAGUUUUCCAAAUUCUCUGUGACAAAACCAUCGUUUAUCUUCACAGACGCAGGGAACUGCAUCUAAAUCUGAUAUUCAUACUGGCAGGGCUGAUUGCCGACCACCACCCAUCGUUGUCGUCUUUUUCUUCUUCUGUAUUAAAAUUUAACUGCUGGUGUCA